AUGAUGAUCCCUCCCCGAGCUGAAAGUAUCGGGUAUCAGAAAGUAUUGCCGAUCCGCAAGACACGCCAGGGCUUUUGGCCGAUGCUGGUGCAGUGUUUGGGCGGGAUGGCGCGCGCGCACAAGGGGUGGGGGGCGUAUCGCCAUGCACCUAUCGUUUAAGGGACGGCCGGGCACUGUAUGCCCGGAGACAUGGGAGUGGCCAACAAAGCAGUGUUUGAGGUCGUCAGCUGUAUUUGUACAGGUAUUGAGGUGUGCAUUGUUGGAGGAUGGGUUUUGUCUCCUUCCUUUUCCCUGUACUCGCCAUCCCGGCAGAAAUUUAACGGGACUCUGCUUUUCUUACUUUUUUGGAAUGCACGUUUUCGUGACGCUGUGUGUUCGACGUUCAUUGUUGGAGGUUGGGUUUUGUCCCAUUCCUUUCCCUAUAUUCGCCAGCCCGGCAGAAAUUAUCCGGAAUCUGUAUUUUUCUUUGUAUGCAUGUUUUCGUGACGUUGCGUGUUCGACGUGCACUAUUGGAAGUUGGGUUUUGUUCCCUUCGUUUUCCCGUUUCUCGCCAGCCCGGCAGAAAUUUAACGGGACUCUGUUUUUUUGUUGGCUUUGGAAUGCAUUCUUUCGUGAUGCUGCAUGUUCGACGUUGAUUGUUGGAGGUUGGGGUCCGCUCCCUUCCUUAAUACCCUCCUUGUU
This is a messenger RNA of Ectocarpus sp. CCAP 1310/34, 681 nucleotides long. Lineage: Eukaryota; Phaeophyceae; Ectocarpales; Ectocarpaceae. The record is from the annotation of a GenBank genome assembly.